AUGAACCUUACUCAAGUAGGAAGUGACCAUAGCCCUAUUAUGCUUGCCUCUGACACUACAACCCCAAAGUCUUGGAAGCCUUUUAAAUUCUUUCUAACUUGGUUGAAUGAUGAAAGUUGUACUUCUGUUAUUGAGAAUGCUUGGAGAUUAUAUGUCUCUGGCUCACCUGGGUUUCAACUUGCAAAAAGAUUUCAGUCAACAAAAAAGGAGUUAUCUUUGUGGAAUAGAACUCAUUUUGUUAAUGUCAAUAAAAGGGUUGAUGAUGUUCAAAAAGAACUGGAUGUGUUACAAGAACAACCUCCAUAUGAUGAAAACCAUAACAAGAUUUUAGACAUCAACAAGGAUCUCUCUAAAUGGCAGAAAUAUACAACUGAUUUCUAUCAACAAAAAUCCAGAGACCAUUUUAUCAAGGAUAUGGACAAUAAUAACAAGUAUUUUCACAACAAGACAAACAAAAGAAGAAUGAAGAACAAUAUUGAUUCUCUUCAAGAUCAGAACAAUACUUGGUUACACACCAGAGAAGAAAUAUCUCAGCAUCUUACUUCUCAUUUUAAGGAAAUAAGUACUUCAAUUGUUGUUACUCUUGAUGAAGGCCACUUCAUGCUUAUCUCCACAAUUAUAACUGAUGCAGAUAAUUUGUCACUAACUAGAGUACCCUCUCAUCACGAAAUUCAUGAUACUCUCAAGAGCAUGGAGAACUGGAGUGCACCAGGGCUAGAAGGUUUUCAAGCAGGCUUCCAUAAAAGUCAGUGGAGUAUUAUUGGUGAAGAUGUUUGUCAGAUGAUCACAAGAUUUUUUUAG
This is a messenger RNA of Papaver somniferum (opium poppy), 801 nucleotides long. RefSeq lists its product as uncharacterized. The coding region runs from base 1 to 801 and encodes 266 amino acids. NCBI's taxonomy places the organism in Eukaryota, Viridiplantae, Streptophyta, Magnoliopsida, Ranunculales, Papaveraceae. The record is from RefSeq and is a predicted model, not a curated record. The transcript has a single exon.